GCGCGCUCCCCUUACAAAGCGUCACGAGUGUCAGGAGUGACUGAGAUCAGCUGGAGGAGGAUAACAACAGCGGCGGCGGACAUUAAUGAAGUAACUCAGCGGCGGCAGAGGCCACAGUAACCGGGGGCCGCCAUGGCCAACAUCACCAAGAAAGUGUCGUGGUCCAGCCGGGCCGACGAGUCCGGGGCCACCGGGGAGAGAACCCCGCUGCUCAACGGCUCCGAGCAGAACCCACACUCCAGACAGCCGUCUGAAGGAGGCAGUAUAUUUCAGAUAGGCAGACUCAGCACAGUGGAUUUGGAAGAGGAGAUAACGUCAGACGAGGACUCUCUCAGAGGGCGGCCCAAAGAGAUCCCUCACAAUGAGAAGCUGCUGUCUCUUAAAUAUGAGAGUCUGGACUAUGAUAACGUUGAAAACCAGCUGUUUCUGGAGGAGGAGAGGAGGAUGAGCUACAUGGGUUUCCGGUGUCUGGAGAUCAGUCGCUGGGUGGUCUGCGGUCUCAUCGGCAUUCUCACUGGCCUCAUCGCCUGUUUUAUAGACAUUGCGGUGGAGCAGCUGGCUGGGAUCAAAUACCAAGUGGUCAAAAAGAACAUUGAGAACUUUACAGAGGCGGGCGGCCUCUCUAUCUCCCUCCUGCUUUGGGCUGUCCUCAACUCUGCCAUCGUCAUGGUGGGGGCCAUCAUAGUUGCAUUUUUUGAGCCCAUAGCGGCAGGAAGUGGUAUACCUCAGAUAAAAUGUUACCUGAAUGGCAUCAAGAUUCCCAGGGUGGUACGACUCAAGACACUGGUGGUGAAAGUCUGCGGAGUUAUUUGUUCUGUGGUCGGCGGUCUCGCUGUUGGAAAGGAAGGGCCCAUGAUUCAUUCCGGUGCUGUUGUUGCUGCAGGCGUCUCGCAGGGCAGGAGUACGUCUCUAAAGAGAGACUUCAAGAUGUUUGAAUACUUCCGGAGAGACACGGAAAAAAGGGACUUUGUUUCUGCAGGAGCUGCUGCUGGAGUUUCAGCUGCUUUUGGGGCCCCAGUCGGUGGCGUUCUGUUCUCUCUAGAGGAGGGAGCUUCUUUCUGGAACCAGAUGCUGACAUGGAGGAUAUUUUUUGCCUCCAUGAUUUCCACCUUCACCCUGAACUUCUUCCUCAGCAUCUAUCACAAGAAAACUGGAGACCUUUCCAGCCCUGGUCUCAUCAACUUUGGUCGCUUUCAGGGUGACAGUGUGGCCUAUAAUCUCUAUGAGAUUCCAUUGUUCAUCGCUAUGGGAGCUAUAGGUGGUUUGCUGGGAGCCCUGUUCAAUAUUCUCAACUACUGGUUGACCAUCUUCAGGAUCAGGUAUGUCCAUCGCCCUUGUUUGCAAGUGAUGGAGGCCAUGUUGGUUGCUGCAGUGACCGCAGCAGUGUCAUUCACCAUGAUCUACUUCUCUAACGACUGUCAACCUCUGGGACCAGAGCACACUGAUGAGUACCCACUGCAGUUGUUCUGUGCAGAUGGAGAGUAUAACUCCAUGGCAACAGCCUUCUUCAACACUCCUGAGAAAAGUGUCCGCAGUCUCUUUCACAACCAGCCAGGAUCCUACAAUCCUUUGACUCUGGGCUUGUUCACUCUGACCUAUUUCUUCUUGGCGUGCUGGACGUACGGCCUGGCAGUGUCGGCUGGAGUUUUCAUCCCGUCUCUGCUAAUUGGAGCCGCAUGGGGGAGACUGUUUGGAAUCCUGCUGGCCUCUAUCCCCUCCAAAGACACGAUCUGGGCAGACCCUGGUAAAUAUGCCUUAAUUGGAGCUGCAGCUCAGUUAGGCGGCAUCGUGAGAAUGACUCUCAGUCUGACCGUCAUCAUGGUGGAGGCUACAGGAAAUGUCACAUACGGUCUUCCCAUCAUGCUCGUCCUCAUGACUGCCAAGAUAGUAGGAGAUUAUUUUGUAGAGGGUCUGUAUGACAUCCACAUUAAGCUGCAGAGUGUUCCCUUCCUCCACUGGGAUGCUCCUGCUACGUCCCACUGGCUAACAGCGAGAGAGGUGAUGAGUUCUCCAGUCACCUGUUUGAACAGGAUAGAGAAGGUGGGAACCAUCGUGGACACCCUUAGCAACACAUCCACCAAUCACAACGGCUUCCCUGUUGUCGUGCAGGUUUCUGGGAGUGAUGAGCCAGCCAAGCUCUGCGGGCUCAUCCUCCGCUCUCAGCUCAUCGUUCUCCUCAAGCACAAGGUGUUUGUGGAGUUGGCCCGGUCCCGGCUGACCCACAGGAAGCUCCAGCUGAAGGACUUCAGGGAUGCCUACCCCCGCUUCCCUCCAAUCCAGAGCAUCCACGUCUCCCAGGACGAGAGGGAGUGUAUGAUGGACCUUACAGAGUUCAUGAACGCAACGCCCUACACAGUACCACAGGUGACACACACACACACACACACACACACACACACACACACACACACACACACACACACACACACAAACCCAUGAACUGUUGCCACCUGAUGCCUGAAGCUGUUGAGCACCAGCUAUGCAGAGAACAUCUCUGAGGGCAAAACCGUGACAACACAGGAUGAAUUCCUCUGUAAAGGCAGUGUUCCAACGAAGUCCAAAUACAUUCAAUCAACAAUAAAGCAAAUACAAUUGAUCAUGAUAGUAAAAGAAUGAACAAUAAUGACGAUACAUUUGAGCAAAGCCAGGUGAGGAAGGUCUGUUUCAUCUAAGUUAAUUGGUAAAUGGAAAACCUUGGGCUCUCUGUGUUCUUACUCAACAUCACAAACAGUCGAUUGUCCGACCUCUCAUGAAGUAAUAUUGUUCUUAAACAGUGAUAUCUUAUCAGUAAAAACAUUAAUUCAUUGUAUUUUUAAAUUAUUCAAAUGCGUCUUGUCUUGCUUUCCAACUGAACAAGACAUUGAAACUGGUUUGCUUUGAAAACCUGAUUUGAGUGAGCGUUCACGUCAAGUUUUCUUUGGCAAUGUUAGUCAAGUUAGUGGUUUCUGAUUUUUUUGUGUAGGUUUGCACUGAAAGAAAUGUUAUUUAUUGUCGACGUUGAAUACGUGUUUUAUUUUUUAAGUUUGGGAGAAUGUUUAGGUUUUACAUCACAGAAGAGACGCUUGUCUGAUUUGGUUAAAUGAUGCAGUAAUAGUAAGAGAUGGUUCUGUUAUUAAAUGUGGAUCCUCCUGGUGCGUCAUCCUCUUUCUGUCAGCUUUACUGAGCUCAAAUGUAAUAUAUGUGUAUAACUGUGGAUGGGUACGGAAAGUUUUCUUUUAUCACCAAAAUGUUUGCACCUCCUACUGAAAAAGUUUAUUGUUAAAAAAAACUUUCAAGUGUCCCUCAUGAAGAUCUCCAUAUCUAUGAAUGUAAAACGUUGUUUACCACACAUCCUCUCUUAAAACUCAUGAAUUUAUCCUUGCGUUACCCUUUAGUGUAAGGCACAAAGCACAGAUAUUCUGAUAUAUAAUUAUUUUAUCAAUUUGUGCAUCUAACAUUUCUUCAAUUACCAGUAUUGUUCUUUGUUUGCCUUUCGUCACUGUCACAUUUUUUUUCCUGUGUCGUCUUUUUGUUGUUCUAAACUUUAAUCUAUUGACUAUGCUCUAUUUUAUAACCACUGGAUAAGCCUUUUCUUAA
Paralichthys olivaceus (Japanese flounder) is the source of this 3576-nucleotide messenger RNA. NCBI's taxonomy places the organism in Eukaryota, Metazoa, Chordata, Actinopteri, Pleuronectiformes, Paralichthyidae. The record is from RefSeq and is a predicted model, not a curated record.